Molecule: messenger RNA, 2589 nt
Organism: Vigna unguiculata (cowpea)
Lineage: Eukaryota; Viridiplantae; Streptophyta; Magnoliopsida; Fabales; Fabaceae
Gene: NIAP
Product: Major facilitator superfamily protein
Biological process (GO): transmembrane transport
Cellular component (GO): membrane
Molecular function (GO): transmembrane transporter activity
Source: RefSeq, a predicted model, not a curated record
UUGUUGUAUGGACAUGACAUACACAAUUUGACAUGGUGGAAGUCGAUAUUGCAAUUGGACAAACUUUGUUGGUCAAUCCAAGUGGUUAAGUUCACAUCGACGGGGAACAAAGACAAAAGAAUAGAGUACCGGAGAAAUUGUAGAGUUUGACGGAGUGAUCGAUGGAUCCGAGGCAAGGCAAGUGGAAUUGGGGCUAAGCCAGGGUCGACGGUGUUGUCGUCGGAGUCUGCGAACGGAUUUGAGGAGGAAGCGAAGGUGCGAUUAUUCGGAGUUGAGGAAAAGAAGAAAGUAGAAGAAGGUUUAGUAGCUGGGAACAGAAGAAGAAGGAGUACGAAGGUAAAAUUGUCAUUUCAUCGCAUCUUUGGGGUGUAGCGAGAAAAAAAUGGGGUGCAGGAAGCAAUGGCAGCAUUAUCUUGGUUGUUACCAUUAAAAGUCAAUAAGGGUCUAUUUCCAUAUUUGGUCUAACAUGACCUCAACUUAUGGUGUGAUCGUCAUCACCACAGCCUCCUCCAGCUGCUCUCGCGUUGCUUUGCUACUGCAUUAUCUUGCGAGUUGAUGGGCAUGAGAAAAUUAUGUUACCAAGAGAGAAGAAUUGAAGCGAGAAGGGGUGUGAAGAAAGGGGUAAAGUGGGAACUUCAAAUGACUAAAAAUGUUAGGGGUGUUAAAGUUAGGGGUGUUAAAAGGAAGAAUGGGGUGUGAAUAGUAUGUUGGGCGUUGUCAACGGUACGAAGGUCGAAAGUGGAAUAUUGUAUGUAGAUCAAAUAAUCAAAAUUGAACGACUUUCAAAUUCAACUCUCUAUUUCUUCAAAUGCUCCAAGUAUGCGUCAAUGAUAUGAAUUUUGGAUACGCUCAGAAGAUCUGGUAGGAAAAAGGCAAGAUCGAACACCUCGAACAGACCUUCGUUUGAAAAAAUGACGGGGGAUGAAGGCCCAAGCUACACAGUAGAUGAUGCUCUAGUGGCUGUGGGUUUUGGAAAUUUCCAAAUUCUGGUGCUUGUUUAUGCUGGUGUUGGUUGGGUUUCAGAAGCAAUGGAAAUGAUGCUACUCUCUUUUGUAGGCCCUGCAGUUCAAGCUGCAUGGAGUCUUUCCGCUCACGAAGAGAGUUUGAUAACCAGUGUGGUUUUUGUAGGCAUGCUAAUCGGAGCAUACUCAUGGGGCGUUGUUUCUGAUAGAUAUGGAAGGAGGAAAGGAUUCCUUAUCACAGCGACAGUUACAGCCAUAGCUGGUUUUCUUAGUGCAUUUGCUCCUAACUAUAUAUUAUUAAUUGCCCUUCGUUCUGUGGUCGGUGUUGGUUUGGGAGGUGGACCUGUAUUAUCAUCUUGGUUUCUAGAGUUUGUUCCUGCUCCCAACAGAGGUACCUGGAUGGUUAUCUUUUCAGCAUUUUGGACUAUUGGUACCAUUUUUGAAGCCUCACUUGCAUGGAUUGUGAUGCCAAAUCUGGGUUGGAGAUGGCUUCUUGCGCUGUCUUCUCUUCCCACCUCUUUCCUUCUUCUGUUCUACAAAGUGACUCCUGAAUCACCAAGAUACCUAUGCUUGAAAGGAAGAAAAGCUGAGGCAAUUGAAGUUUUGGAAAAAAUAGCAAGAGUAAAUGGAAGAGAACUUCCUUCCGGUAACCUUGUCUCUGACCACGAAAUUGAGCUACAGCAAAUUGAUAACCCUUCAGAGGACGCACGCUUGCUCUCUCCGAGAACAAAUGAAAUUAAACAUCCUUCAGGAAUGGAUUCAAAUUUAGGUGGUAUCUCAUCAUUGUCGGUGCUUCUCUCACCAAAGUUGGCAAGGUCAACAGUUCUAUUAUGGGCUGUGUUCUUUGGUAAUGCCUUUUCGUAUUAUGGCCUUGUUUUGUUGACAACUGAGCUGAACGGACAUAGUAAAUGCAUGUCACAUAAAUUGCAGACAGAGAAGUCCCAGGAUGUUGGAUACAAGAGUGUUUUUAUUGCCAGUUUUGCAGAGAUACCUGGACUCCUCUUGUCAGCUGUGGCAGUCGACAAACUCGGUCGUAAACUAUCAAUGUCAACCAUGUUCUUCAUGUGCUGUAUUUUUCUUCUUCCGUUGGUAUUCCAUCUGCCUGAAGGCUUAACAACGGGCCUUUUAUUUCUCGCUCGCAUUUGCAUCACAGCGACCUUCACAAUUGUGUAUAUAUAUGCACCAGAGAUGUACCCAACAUCAGUCAGAACAACUGGUGUGGGAAUUGCAAGUUCGGUGGGCAGAAUUGGUGGAAUGAUAUGUCCUCUGGUUGCUGUGGGUUUAGUACAUGAAUGUCAUCAAACUGCGGCUAUCCUUCUGUUUGAGAUCAUAAUACUUUUUUCAGGAAUAUGUGUCAUGUUUUUACCGAUUGAGACCAUGGGCCAGGAACUGAGAGAUAGUGUGCAAGUCUAAAGCAGACCAACAGCAUAUACACAUAAUGAGGUCUAUUUCUUGAACUUUUGAAUCAUGAAAAUAUACAAGCAAAUUGUUGUUCUGCCCUUGGAGAAGACGAGCAGAACGGCAGUAGAAAAUUGGAGAAGAAGCAACUAUAGGGCAAGUGUUCUGCUUUCUAAAAAACUUCUGUCAUUCUACUUCUUAGUUCAUUAUAUUUGAACCAUUUUAAUUA